UCGCGCUCCUCUUGGACGUAGCGCUUCUGGCGGAAGAAACCCACGUGACCUUGACGACGACCUCUGGUUUUGGCAUUUAACGGGCUGUCCGUCAUCCGAUCGCCCGACCGGAUCUAGAUCAUUAGGAUCUAGGGAUCGUAGACGAGGGAUCAUCGUCGUUGUCACGCGGGUGGAUACCUGAAGGGUACUCGAACUCGUCGGCGAGAAGAAGUGGUGCAGCGAAAUUAUCAUACGAUAUGAUACGAACCACGUCGAGCCUACGUAACGGUUUGGCACGCGCGAUCGUCCGGGGCUCCAACGCGCGCACCAACACUGUAAGGUCCACUGCCGUCCGGUGUCUUCACAGGAAACAUCAACAGAGGAUUCAAUCUCACCAUACCUUGCGUCUAAUCACUGCAUCAUGGCAGCAGCAGCUCAGGUUUUACGCCGACUAUCCCGACCAUAUCAAAGUGCCACUGCCGGCGCUGUCUCCCACGAUGGAUACUGGAACGAUAGUCAGCUGGCAAAAGAAGGAAGGCGACAAGCUGAACGAGGGCGAUCUGUUAGCGGAAAUCGAGACGGAUAAAGCCACGAUGGGAUUUGAGACUCCCGAGGAGGGAUACUUAGCCAAGAUUCUCGUGCCUGCCGGCACGAAAAAUGUCCCGAUAGGCAAACUAGUCUGCAUCAUCGUGCAGGACGAGUCCAGCGUAGCUGCAUUUAAGGACUUUGUAGACGACGCGACGAUCAUUGCCCCUCCUGUAGCUCCUGUGCCUACUCCUGCAGCUGCUCCACCACCAGCAGCCCCUGCACCGCCGGUCAAACCUCCACCGACACCCACGCCAACAGCACCGAGAGCUCCUGUCCCAGCACCCCCCAGGGAGAAGGCGUAUGUUAGCCCACUGGCGAGAAGACUGGCAGCCGAGAAGGGACUUAGUUUAGAGGGUGUGAAAGGGACAGGACUGUACGGUUCCAUAACGGUCAAAGAUUUGGAGGGCGCAGCCGCGGUCAGUGCUGUACAGCCGACAGCAGCAGCGGUACCGGGUACCGUGGACAUUCCUAUAUCGAGUAUACGCGCGGUCAUCGCUAAACGCCUGCUCGAGAGCAAGCAAACGAUCCCGCAUUACUAUCUCUCGUUAGACGUAAAAAUGGAUGCCGUGCUGGCGAUGCGGGAGCAAUUCAAUAAAUUGUUAGAGAAGGAAAAGAUCAAAUUGAGCGUAAACGAUAUCAUCAUCAAGGCUAUGGCUAUGGCUUGCAGGAAAGUGCCGGAGGGUAACACCGCUUGGUUGGGAAACGUGAUUAGACAGUACAACAACGUGGACGUUAGCGUAGCGGUGAGCACGGACAGCGGCUUGAUCACCCCCAUAGUGUUCAGUGCCGACGCAAAGGGCAUCGCACAAAUCAGCAAAGAGGUGAAGGCGUUAGCCGCGAAGGCGAGGGAGGGGAAGCUGAAACCGCAGGAAUUCCAAGGGGGCACGAUCACCGUGUCCAACUUGGGCAUGUUUGGCAUCAAGAACUUCUCUGCCAUCAUAAACCCUCCGCAGUCUAUCAUUCUCGCUGUGGGCUGCACGGAGCCUAGACUAGUACCUGCCAAGAACGAGCAAGGAUUCACGACUGCCCAGUUCAUGUCCGUAACUGCCAGUUGCGAUCACCGCACGGUCGACGGUGCGGUUGGCGCACGAUGGUUGUCCGCCUUUAAGGAUCUAAUGGAGAAUCCGACUACGAUGCUUUUGUAAAAUGUUGCUUCGAGCGAAAGUACAAUUACAGGAAUAUUCGAGGAAAGGUGAUAGGUAGUACGGAUUGUCACAUCAUCAUCAUCAUCAGACUUGCUUCCACGUAGAUUCGAGUUAAAAAUGUUUAUUUGAAGUUCUCCUAAGAAUUACAAGGAACGUAAUUGUUUAUUGGAUUCGGGUAAGAAGACUGAUGUUUUUAGUUCACAAUCGAAAUUGGAUAUAUUGGAUCCGCUGUGUUGCUUAGCAACGUUGCGAGAUUUAAACAAACAGAUUGAUCUCGACUGCAAUUCGUUAUCGCCUGGCGGAACUGCCUCGAUUAAUGGCCAUGUGUACAUAUGUGUAUUUAUAAACGAGAAAUGUGGCUGCACUACGUUGCAGGGGAAGUACGUUAAAAGAAGUGUCAAAGAUGUUUAUAGUAAAUAUGUAUACAUAUAUGUAUUUAAUAAAUUAUAUCUCUCGCGUUA
Molecule: messenger RNA, 2173 nt
Organism: Ooceraea biroi (clonal raider ant)
Lineage: Eukaryota; Metazoa; Arthropoda; Insecta; Hymenoptera; Formicidae
Gene: muc
Product: dihydrolipoamide S-acetyltransferase muc
Biological process (GO): pyruvate decarboxylation to acetyl-CoA
Cellular component (GO): pyruvate dehydrogenase complex
Molecular function (GO): dihydrolipoyllysine-residue acetyltransferase activity
Source: RefSeq, a predicted model, not a curated record